Molecule: messenger RNA, 807 nt
Organism: Dermatophagoides pteronyssinus (European house dust mite)
Lineage: Eukaryota; Metazoa; Arthropoda; Arachnida; Sarcoptiformes; Pyroglyphidae
Source: RefSeq, a predicted model, not a curated record
AUGCUUUCGGCUUGUAUGAUAAAUAAUGAUGAUAAUGAUUGGAAAAUAAGAACGAAAAAAAAGAAACUAAAGAAGAGAGAAUAUAUAAAACAUGCAUACAUUUUUAUUAUGAUUUUCUUUUUUUUUCUUGUUUUGUUUUGUUUGUGUUUUGGUGGAUAUAAAUGAUUAUGUGAGAUGUGGAUGUGAAUGAAUUUUUGAAAAAAAAACUAUUUUUUGUUCAUCAGGAAAUUUAAAUUAAAACAACAACAACAACAAAAUGAUUCGAAUAAAUUCUAGCCGUUAUUCGGGUCAUCCGCAUUAUAAUAAAAUUUCAAUUGGAUCAAUUUUAUUAUUGAUAAUAAUAAUUCAACGAACAAAUUCAUUGCGAAUUGAAACAACAAUUCGACCAUUAUUAUCAACAUCAUCAUCAUUAUCAUCAACAUCGACAUUGUUUAAUAUUAAUCAUCCAAUCGAUCAGCCAGAUAAUCAUCAAGAUGGACAGCAUGGUUCUUCAUCAUCAACGACAUCGACAACGACGAUAUCGACGAUAUCGACAACAACAAAUAGAAUAAUAAUAUUGAAUAAACGAUUACAAAAUUGUUGGACAAAUCUAUCUAAAGUUAUUGGUCUUGUUUGUUCCAAAUCACCAACAUCAUCAUCGAAAUUUUUUAAAUUAUUAAAAGAAAAUUAUUUUGGUUUUCUACAAAAAUCUAAACAUUAUCAAUUAUCCAAUAAUGAAAAUCAACAACAACAACAAAUAUUGAUUGAUUGUUGUCGAAAACCAUGUUCAUUGGAUCGUAUACGACGGUUAUGUUAGCCAAUGUAAGA